Messenger RNA from Puccinia triticina, 870 nucleotides. RefSeq lists its product as uncharacterized. The record is from RefSeq and is a predicted model, not a curated record. The transcript is spliced from 3 exons. Lineage: Eukaryota; Fungi; Basidiomycota; Pucciniomycetes; Pucciniales; Pucciniaceae. Bases 1 to 870 code for a protein of 289 amino acids.
AUGGCAUACCAAUACCAUCUAUAUCAAUCACACCGGCCAAUGAAGCAGGCGCCAUUCAAGGUGGCUAUGGCCAAACCCGCCAGCGAUGCUCAGGUUCCGAUACAAUCCUUGAAGAUUCGGAUUCGACGUCCAGCAAACAUGGCGGCUGAAGUAGCCUGCACUCCCUCCCCGAAUCCGGAGGUGGAGAUUUCCCCAUCGGCAAAGGUAAAGCGUAGCCGUCCCAGUCAGACAAAAACAGAAUUGGCGCCCGCCCCAGCUUCAACGCUAGAUAUCGCGCCAGCGAAGCGUUUCCGCCCAAACAAAUUUGUGCUAGUAUCUGAUCAUUCCCAGUCUCCAUCGGAUAGUCGUUCUCUACCAAAGAGUGGCUGCUCCGGAGGCUCCAAAGAAUCUGAGCUCUCAUCUUCUCAUUCCCAAUCUCCAGCGGUUCCGGCAACUCGUGGUCGUCCCAAGAAGGUCCCAGAGCCCGAUACCUCACUCAAUUUCAAGAAAAAACCUCUGGCCGAUGGCAAUGGGGAGCGUAUCCAGGCCCGAGCUGAGGCCUAUUGGCAGGAAAAUAGAUGGAAAUCAUCUCAAGUUGGCGAGAAAGGCCAUGCUGAGCCGGCCACUUUCUUGGCAGUUCCUCUCCCCGCAGUGAAUACUGCCACCGCAAACAAGCGAGCGCGAGCGGCUAAGAAGGCGACUUCAAACCGGGCCCGGCAAAAGAAACCGCCCGCAACCGCCGACAUGGGGCGUCCUUCAUCAUCAGCAAGUAAGAUUGUGGCGUUUUGGAAUGAGAAUGAGUCAAGAGGUGUUAUUUCCGCGUCAGAGGCGAUCAAACCAUCGACAGGGAGCAGGAGAGACCGGAAGGCCCGGGGUGCUUCAGGGGUUUAG